This is a messenger RNA of Sesamum indicum (sesame), 1565 nucleotides long. RefSeq names its product dof zinc finger protein DOF2.1. Gene Ontology annotation, biological process: regulation of DNA-templated transcription. The record is from RefSeq and is a predicted model, not a curated record. Lineage: Eukaryota; Viridiplantae; Streptophyta; Magnoliopsida; Lamiales; Pedaliaceae. Gene Ontology annotation, molecular function: DNA binding; DNA-binding transcription factor activity.
UACACUCACACUUUCUCUCUCUAUAUCGGCAGCUCUUCCUCCCCCACUCUGUCUCCUUCUUCUUCUCUCUCUCUUCAUCAUUAUUAUAUAUAUACACAUGUACACCUCCUGCUUGUGGGUAUUUCCUCAGUGCAUCAGCUGCAUGAUUCUUGCAUAGCUUCUACUCCUCAUACAUAUCCACUUCAUCAAUACUCCCAGUUUCUUUUUUGUCUAAGUAGUGGAAAUUUGAAUAGUGCUCUAAGAAGGUAGAGGUCAGGUGGGGGGGAGAAAAAGGCAGUGUUGCAUGGGAUGGAUUCUUCAAGCGCACAACACCAUCACCAGGAAAUGGGUUCUCAGACACUAGAAAGCAUGUUGGUUUGCACAAAAACACAGCAAGAAAAGAAACCAAGACCAGCUGAUCAGCAAGCCCUGAAAUGCCCUAGAUGUGACUCCACCAACACCAAGUUCUGUUACUACAACAACUACAGCCUCUCCCAGCCUAGGUACUUCUGCAAAUCUUGCAGGAGGUACUGGACAAAAGGUGGAACUUUGAGGAAUGUUCCAGUCGGGGGAGGGUGCCGGAAGAACAAGAGAUCUUCGUCGUCUUCGUCCUCUUCAUCGUUGUCGUCCUCGAAGCGUGGCCAAGAUCCACCAAUCACAACACUCCCCAGCCCUAUGGACCCUAAUUCCUUGACUCCCCCUUUGUCAUACGAUUCCAAUGACCUCAGCCUUGCAAUUGCCCGGAUUCAGAAGCAAAGUUCCGGGCAGUUGUUGGGGCUGGACGACCAUCAAGAAUUCUCGAUUUGGGGAAAUCCAAACAUGCCCCAUCAUCAUGGCGAUGUUCUUGGGAGUAAUUCUGGGUUGGCCAGCUCUUCUUCUGGGCUGUUUGAUGCGCUCAGGAGCGGGUUUCUUGAGAGCACUCCACCCGCAAAUGGAUUCCAGAAUCUGUACUAUGGAGGAAUGGGAAAUGGGAACCUGCAGGGAGUGGAGAAUGGAGGAAUGGGAAUGAGUGGAAGCCAAGAAAUGGGGGUCCCAUUUGAGGAGUUCAACGGCGGAACCACCGCGUCGUCGACGGCAGUCACGACGGUGAAGCAAGAAAUGUGCGGCUCGGGUAGAGAAGGCGAAAGCAGAGUUUUGUGGGGAUUCCCGUGGCAGAAUCUUGGAGGUGGCGAUGGCAACACGACAAUGGAUUUGGAUUCCGGUCGACUGAGCUGGAAUGGAAUAGGAUCAUCUAAUUGGCAUGGACUUCUCAAUAGCCCUCUCAUGUAAAGACAGAAUUAGCAUUCUUAGCAGGUCUCGAUACUUUGAAUUUCGUAUGAGAUUGCGAGUAUCGAAACUCUCUAAGAAUUAUAAGACAUAAAUUAUGGUAGAGGAGGGGGAAAGGAAAACAGGUUUGAAUAGGUUUUCGUUGUCCUAAAGUCUUAACUAAUUGGGGGGGGGGGGGGGGGGGGUUUGAAAACGAAAGAAAGAAGAAGCUUAAUUUAAUUUAAUGGUAUGGAUUUUGUGAGUAGUAAUUAAGAGGGAGGGGAGGGGAAGGGAGUUUGAUUCAGGUGGAGUCAUAAUUUCCUGUUUUGUUGAUGUGUUUA